This is a messenger RNA of Funneliformis caledonium, 617 nucleotides long. Lineage: Eukaryota; Fungi; Glomeromycota; Glomeromycetes; Glomerales; Glomeraceae. The record is from the annotation of a GenBank genome assembly.
GAUGGCAAUGGACAUAAGAAAUAUAGAAUGCAGCAUGACUCUAGACUUUCCGAGCUCUCUGAACCCUCUGAACUCCAAUUGAAGGCCGUAGAAAUUACAGUAUCAUCUCCAAAAAAAUUAUCGGCUAAAGCAAGAGAAGAUUUCAAUGUAGGAACUUCAAAAAUUGAUACGACCAAGAAAAGUCACAGGUUGAACCCUUUGCCUAUGGAUAAUAUCAACACAACGAAUAAACACUGUGAAUCAACGAUCGAAGAGCAAGGUUACAAGCAGAGGAGUGAUGUCGAUAUCAAUGAUAUAGCAAAAUUACCUAGGCUUAAUGAGAAAGAUGCUAUCAUAUUGAAUAAGGCUAUGCAAUAUUCCCAGAAGGCAUUUGAUGAAGCUCUCGCAACUAAGGAAACGGUACUUCGUAUUGAGGCUAUUAUAAACGAAUUUAUAAAAGAACAAAAGGCAUCCAAAGAUCUCGAUAUGGAAUCGAAUGAAUGUUCUAUGGAUUAUAAAAAGAUGUCUGAUAAAAAUCCUACUGAUGAUAUUAUGUGUGAUACUAUUUAUAAUGCUUUGGUUGAGGAACAUCCUGAUGAAAUCACAAAAAUUGAAUGUGCUAAGGGCGGUUGGAGCAA